CUCUCGUGCUUCAAGGUCUUCUUCCCUCAUCCAAGACCUUUACAUCUUUCAAAAAUUGAAGCCAUCAAAACCCUAAAUUACAAUCUUACGCUUUACCAAUGACUUCGUUUUUCUUAAAAGCAGCAAAACAAUAGAUGUGAUCUAAGAAUGGGAUUCGGAGGAGACGAUUGAAUUAUAUCUUCACUUAUUGAUUUGGUCCGGCUUUCUGGAUUUCUGUUUGUUGUUUGAUAAAUUAUAUUCCAAUCAUAUAUGAGAAGAUGGAAGUUGAGAAACGAAGUUCAAAGGGAGGGUUUCUUCAGUUGUUUGAUUGGAAUGCCAAAUCUCGGAAGAAACUCUUCUCAAAUAAACCGGAUUUACCAGAAAGUUCAAAACAAGGAAAAGAAAACUUAGACAAUUUGGCUACAUCAAGGCUUCAACAGAUGAAGCUACAUGAGAGCAUGCAUGGUUCAAGUCUAAUAGGAAAUGAUUGGGAUUCAUCCAUGAAUAAUGAUGAAGGAUGUGGAACAAAAGCCCCUGGGGUGGUGGCUAGACUUAUGGGAUUAGAUUCUUUACCAACUUUAGACACUUCUGACCCUGGUUUUACUCCAUUUAUUGACUCCCAGUCUUUUAGACAUUCAUAUAACCCAAGAUUGACCACUGAAUUUGAAACUGAGCACAAUUUUGUAAACUAUGGCAUGAGAAAUAAACUGGAUGGUUUUUCAAGAAACCCGGUUGAAGAUAGAUUACAAAAAUUACAAAAUCGCCCGAUUGAAAGAUUUAAAACUGAAGCAUUACCUCCAAAAUCAGCUAAAUCUGUACCUAUUUCACACCACAGAAUGUUAUCUCCCAUCAAAAGUCCUGGAUUCAUCCUUUCAAAAAAUGCUGCUUAUAUUAUGGAAACAGCUUCUAAGAUGAUUGAACAAAGUCCCCAGUCAACUCUCGGUCAAAGAUCCCCAUCUUUUAGGUCUUCUUCUAUCCCCUUAAGAAUCCGUGAUCUAAAAGAGAAAAUGGAAGCUGCACAAAGAACACCCAAAUCACACACCCCUGUGACUGUGAAUUCCUCUAAAUCACAAAGAAAAUGUCGGACUGAAAUUGUGGUUUUAAAGCAAAGUGCUCCAGGAAGUUUGAAGAACAAGAAUAAAUCUGUUAUUCCACCUGCUACCCCUUUGAAAACAGAUAAAUUAGAGGGAACCACUUCAAGAAAUAGUAGGAUUCCCAUGAAGCAAAAAGAAGAUUUGGAAAAGAAACAAAGGAACACACCAAAAAAGGUGCAUAUUCAUAAUAAUAGAUCAACAACAACAGGUAAAAGUAAAACCAAUGAAGUGCUUACACAAAACAAUCAAAAGCAAAACUGUGCAUCUAAUAAAGAUCGAUCAAGUCUAAAACCUAAGGUUCCUUACCAAAAUAAACCAAAGAAGGGUGUUGAAGCUUCUAGAAAGGAAUUGUUGCCAAAAACAAAGGGUAUUUCUGGGAAGAAAAGGCCAACUGAUGGGGAUACUACUAACACUGUAAUGAUCAAGGAAAAAGAAAGAUCUGUAAAAUGUAAUAUAUCUAUUGAUGGAUCUUCAAAUUGGGAGUCUGUUGACAUGAAAAAUGGGAUGGAUGUUGUGUCAUUUACGUUUACUUCACCUAUCAAGAAACCUGAAUCUGAGUCAUGUGGUCAAUCAGGAAUGAAGAAAAGAGGGUUGAGUCUUAAGUUUGAUGAUCAAAUUGAUUUGGGCACUUCAAAGCUUCCUACUUUUGGGACACCCAUGAUUGAUAGUGAUGCUUUGAGUGUUUUAUUGGAACAGAAACUGAAGGAAUUAAGUUGUUUAGUUGAAACAUCUCAAUCUGACAUUGUCAAUGAAGGGUCUUCUCCAAAUUCUGAUAAAAAUGAUAACAAUAUGCAGAAGGACAAGGGUAUCAUCCAAGAUGACUGUGAUAAACCGGAGUGGCAGGGUGUUGAAGUGAGAGAAUGCAACAGUGAUGAGAGUGGGACAACAACAUUAACAAGCAAUUGCAUAACUUCCAACAGCACAACCACCUUAACUAGCAAUGGAAACAAGGAGUAUCCUUACACAAGAAACAUGGAACAUUUAGCCGAGGAAAUAGAAUUGCAAGAUUCCGCCACAUCACUUCCCAAUCCCAAUUCCAACACCAUAUUCCAAUUCACCUCAAUGACAAAAUGGUCCUCACAAUGGGAAUUGGAAUACAUCAAAAAAGUACUUACCCACGCCGAAUUGCUCCUCGACCAAAAGGGCAUAAACGUCAAUUUAUACGAUCAUUUAGAGACCCACAACAACAAAAACAUGGACCCGUAUUUGAAAGUACAACGAAAGGCUAUUUUCGACUGUGUGAGUUUAUGCGUGGAUGGUAGACGCGAACGUGCUUUCAAUGGAAGCUAUGAGGAAUGGGCAAAAUGGUCAUUGCAGGUAAAAAAGAAGGAAUUGUUGGCGGAUGACAUAUGGAAGGAGAUAUGUGGGUGGACAAACAUGGAGGAGAUGGAGGUGGAUGAGGUGGUGGAGAAGGACAUGAGUAGUGGAGAAGGGAAAUGGUUGGAUUUUGAGAUUGAAGCCUUGGAAGAAGGCAUGCUGCUUGAAAACCAUCUUUUAACUGCAUUGAUCGAUGAAAUAAUAGUCGAUUUUUUGCACUCUUGA
This is a messenger RNA of Lactuca virosa, 2615 nucleotides long. The record is from the annotation of a GenBank genome assembly. Lineage: Eukaryota; Viridiplantae; Streptophyta; Magnoliopsida; Asterales; Asteraceae.